GUGGAGAUACGUGUACAAACCAGGCCCCCCCAGGGUCCUUGGUCGUAUCUAGGAACAGAGGUGACCGACCCCGCCGGGCGCAUCAUCUUUAGGGUGCCAGACCAACGUCGUCUCAGCCUCGGUUUGCACUCCAUCCGGCUUACACCUCUCUCUGACAGCACACACUUCGUCCAGCUUACCCUUGCCGUCUUGCCAAUCAGAACAGAGAUCGUCGUCUUCAGUGUCGAUGGCAGUUUUGCUGCUAGCCUCUCCUUAAUGGGAAAGAAAGUUUUCCAUGGGGAGGAAGGAGAAGCAGAAGAGAAAGGGGUAAAAGCGAUUAUCAGAGAAAAUCUGGGACAGAAAAUGAAUCCAUAUAAUGAGCUACUGGAAUACAUUAACGAAGUAAUUGGCUCCACCUAG
Protopolystoma xenopodis is the source of this 399-nucleotide messenger RNA. The record is from the annotation of a GenBank genome assembly. Lineage: Eukaryota; Metazoa; Platyhelminthes; Monogenea; Polystomatidea; Polystomatidae.